Molecule: messenger RNA, 504 nt
Organism: Phytophthora sojae
Lineage: Eukaryota; Oomycota; Peronosporomycetes; Peronosporales; Peronosporaceae
Exons: 2
Coding region: 1-504 (167 amino acids)
Molecular function (GO): nucleic acid binding
Source: RefSeq, a predicted model, not a curated record
AUGAAACUGCUACAGUAUGUGGGGGCUGAGAAGAAAAUCCUCUAUCUCGACGAAACCAACUUUAACAUCUGGAUCAGCCGCAACUACGGGUGGAGCAAAGCGGUGCAGCGCGCAGUGGACAUGGGGCCGUUGAGCAAUGUCGUUGUUGUGCUUGACAACGCUCCGUGCCACACGAACGUGGAGGACGUAUUUGAGGAAGCGGAGAUUGCGGGGGCUGAGUGCUUGCGUUUUGGCCCUUAUCCACCCAUGCUCAACGGCAUUGAGAACGUCUUAUCCAUGUGCAAGGCGGCGGUGAAAAGGUACAUGGCUGCCAACAGGAGCAGUAUCUUGAGUGUUCCCGAGGGUACACCGAUCACAGCGCACCGUUCAGCGUUUCUCCUCCACGCCGCCAACGUGAUCUUCUUUGAUGUUGUGACUCCUCCUUUGUGCAGCAAGUGCAUCCGUCACACCUUCGCGUUUAUCGCCUACGCAAUUCUGAUGAAAGACAUGCAAGUAGGCAAAUAA